UAGAUCCACAGGAUGAAGCAGAGAGAAAAGAGCAACGGUUGGCCAUUAUAGCUGACCACCUUGGCUUCAGCUGGACGGAGUUAGCACAGGAGCUUGACUUCAGUGAGGAGAGGAUCAAUGAGAUAAGAACUGGAAACCCCAACUCACUUCAAGACCAAAGCCAUGCUCUUCUGAAAGUCUGGACAGAGAGGGAGGGAAAUCUUGCCACAGAAGCAACACUUAUCAAAAGACUGACAAAGAUCAAUCGAAUGGAUAUUGUUCACCUUAUUGAAAGCAGGACGUCUGAAGAAGAAACCUCACAUACGUAUGCAGAAAUCGAGUGGACCAUAGCACAGGACCAUAGUGAAGGUUUCGCUGCUCUUCAUGAAGACAUUGACAGCCCCAGGAUCAGCAAGCGUACAGAGGCUGCAAAAAAGAGUCCACGCUCAGGACAACAGGUUCCCAUAGUUUCAGCAGAAGACCUUUCAUCCAGUUUGUCAUCACUUCACGAGACAACAGGACGACCGGUGACAGACUCCACAGCAGCAGGCCUUCUUAGAACUGUUCACAAAGACAAGCCACAAAAAGAGAUGGAAACAACACACUUAUCACAAAGAACAUAUGAGGAAAUGACAGACUUGGUACAAACUGGCAGUUUUAAACAAGCCGAUAACCUGCCAGACAUCCCCCUGCAGACCCUGACAGAAGAGAAGUACAUCGAUGAAGAUGGCAACAUGGUGGUCAAGAAAGUCACGCGGAAGGUCAUUCGUAAAUAUGUGUCUCCAGACGGCAUGGAGACACAGGAAGUGACCAUCGAAGGCUCUCACCAGGAGUCGGUCCAGAUAGAGGAGGGAGAUGCUGUUUCAAAGGUGGUGAAGAGAACUGUGCUUCAUAGUGGAGGCGAUCAGAAGGAGCUGACCUUUUCAGAGUCCCCGGCUCUGAGCGCUGCCACAGCGUCAGAGUUUGAAGUGGAGCCAGUGCAGGGCAGAAAGGUCAGCAAGGUUGUCAAGACAACUGUGGUGAGAGGCGAGAGGAUGGAGAAGCACACAGGAGACCCGUCGCUGGCUGCAGACCUGCCUUCAGCCAGAGAGGACUUUGAGAAGGCAAUGAGUUACGCUGGAGGAUUUGGAAAAGUGCUAAUGCCGCAUAUAGUAGAGAAAGAGAUUGUACAGGAUGACGGUUCUGUGGUUAAAAGAAGCCAGAUGCGUAAUUCACGCAGCCAGAAGAGGACCGUGGUGAGGGAUGCUCAGGGGAAGCAUGUGCACCUAGAGCGCCUGGACAACACCGCAGAUGCCCUGCAGCCUGAUGCGCUGCAGCAGCACCUGCACCGACUGCUCCAGCGCUACUGUGAGGACACCGAGGAUGAGGAGGAGGAUGAAAACCUUAGCUGAGCAGCUGCUUCCACUGAUCUACAUUUUCCACUGAAGCUUUUGGUGACGUACACUUCCUCAGAUCGAACCGCCCUCUGUCCCUGCUCAUCACUGGAGUU
This is a messenger RNA of Maylandia zebra (zebra mbuna), 1468 nucleotides long. The record is from RefSeq and is a predicted model, not a curated record. NCBI's taxonomy places the organism in Eukaryota, Metazoa, Chordata, Actinopteri, Cichliformes, Cichlidae.